This is a messenger RNA of Poecilia reticulata (guppy), 2077 nucleotides long. RefSeq names its product serine and arginine rich splicing factor 7a (gene srsf7a). Gene Ontology annotation, molecular function: zinc ion binding; RNA binding. Lineage: Eukaryota; Metazoa; Chordata; Actinopteri; Cyprinodontiformes; Poeciliidae. The record is from RefSeq and is a predicted model, not a curated record.
CUCCAACAUUCCAAGACGAGAAGAAGAACCUGCUAGCCGUUGGAGUUGAAGUCGUUGCGGAAAGACAUGCGGGAGUUAGAUUAACGUGCGUGUUAGUGGCGGUUAAAUAACUUUAUCCUGUAAAACGUUUCUUCCUGUCCCUUCGCUACAACCACCGGCCUCUGAUAGAGACCGCCGGAGUUGGGUUUUCUCGAAGCGGAGUUACGAAAAUCAACAGAGGAAGCAGCUGAGGAGCGAUGUCGUACUACUCGUCGUCCCGGAGCUCGUCCCGGGCCACCGACUGUAAAGUUUACGUCGGUGACCUUGGUAACGGCGCCGCCAAAGGGGAGCUGGAGCGGGCCUUCAGUUACUACGGGCCCCUGAGGACCGUGUGGGUGGCCAGGAACCCGCCUGGCUUCGCCUUCGUGGAGUUCGAGGAUCCCCGAGACGCAGAGGACGCGGUCAAAGGCAUGGACGGGAAGAUCCUUUGUGGCUCCCGUGUGCGUGUGGAGAUGUCCACCGGCAUGUCCAGGAAGGGCCGCGGGCGCCCCAGCCGCCGCCAGUUUGACCCCAACGACCGCUGCUACCAGUGCGGGGACCGGGGCCACUACGCCUACGACUGCUACCGCUACAGCAAGAGAGGCAGACGCAGCAGCAGGUCCCGGUCCAGAUCCCGAUCCCGCUCACGGUCCAGGUCCCGCGGACGGCGCUACCGCUCUCACUCCCGCAGCCGUAGCCGCAGCUACAGCCGGAGCCGCCGCAGAUCGCCGUCAUACUCCAGACGCAGAAGCAGGUCUGGCUCCCCGGCCCGGUCCAAGUCCAGGACUCCUGUGAGAAGCCGCUCCAGGUCCCGCUCUCGGUCCGGCUCUGCCCCCAGGGGGCGCUCUGCGUCUCGCUCCCGCUCUCGAUCGCCGUCGGCCAACCACAAGCGGGCCAGCGUGUGGUGGGAGCUGAGCACUGCACAGACACCGCCGCUGAUCCCAGGCCCAGGGUCUGCCAGCUGGCGGUGUGCACAGCCUGCGGGAGGGUGACUUAAGCGCUGACCUGAGAUCAGCCUCCGCCUGCGUCUGACGUUAGACAGCGAGACAGAGGUCGACCUACCGACCGACCCCUCGCCCCUAGAGCCAGCCGGCCAGCCUUCAGAGCCGGGCUUUAAAAACCCGUUCCCCACCUACCAGAACCCCCCUACCUACCAGAGUUCUUCGCUUCGGUCUUAGCUUCUGAGCGUGAGACACAGAGCUGACGAGAGAUCAGACUUCAAGAGCGUCUCCGAGUUGUAGUCGUCCGUCCUUCAGUCCUUUGAUCCUUCGCUUCUCUGUACUUGUUGUUUCUGCCGCUGUCUCCAAAGGUAACCAACCCCCCACCCCCUGACUAAGCUCAUGUUGAUGGUGACAGAACAUGUUGAGCCGUUAAAAAGCGAGCAUGUGUGGCUGGAUGUGGGAGUGAGUGAGUGGACGUGUGAAUGUGUGUCAGGCUGACAGACAGGAAGGAGGGCGUUAGCCGCCCGCCGCCACAGCUUCUCAUUCUGACAUGAAAUCUGUUAGCGCAGCUUAAAGGCGCCGCACGGUCGACCCAACUGCCCAGAUCAGCUCUCUGACGCUGCGUUUACAUCAUCAAUGUGUCGGUGUUCUGAAGAUGUCGGGAAAAAGAAAACUAUUUCACAGUAAAGCUGCAGGAUGUAACUUUUAUAAAAUGUUUUUUUUACAUAUUUCUUUAAACUCAUCAUGUUGUGACAAUUUAAUAUGACACAGAUAAUCUGUGAAAACAUUGGUCUCCUCCCUGAGCUAACACUGCUUCCUGAAGAAAUGCACCAAAAAUAACCAGUCAGAGCCAGGAGGAGGGGCUUAGCGCUGUCAGUCAUCCUCAUGUACUCGCUGCUAAAUGUGCUAAUGGCGAAGAAACGAUAGGAAAACCAUUUAUCCGCCAUCAUUAGAGACUAUGCUGCAACUAGCUUUAGCAUUCACAACGGCUAUGCUAGCUGCAGUGCAGGAGAGAGCAAGGGAGUGAUGGAGCGCCACACACAGGUGAUUGACAGCGCUAAGACCCGCCUCCUGGCUUUGAUUGGUUGUUUCUAGUUCAUACUGGGAGGAGACAGAGG